Messenger RNA from Gadus chalcogrammus (walleye pollock), 643 nucleotides. RefSeq names its product proteasome 20S subunit beta 2 (gene psmb2). The record is from RefSeq and is a predicted model, not a curated record. The coding region runs from base 36 to 533 and encodes 165 amino acids. The transcript is spliced from 5 exons. Gene Ontology annotation, molecular function: peptidase activity. NCBI's taxonomy places the organism in Eukaryota, Metazoa, Chordata, Actinopteri, Gadiformes, Gadidae. Gene Ontology annotation, biological process: proteasomal protein catabolic process. Gene Ontology annotation, cellular component: nucleus; cytosol; proteasome core complex.
UGUCUUCUUCUUCCUGAUGUCCAGACCACGACAAGAUGUUCAAGCUGAGCGACAACAUCCUGCUGCUGUGUGUGGGAGAGGCGGGCGACACCGUGCAGUUCGCCGAGUACAUCCAGAAGAACGUGCAGCUGUACAAGAUGAGGAACGGCUAUGAGCUCAGCCCCACAGCCGCGGCAAACUUCACACGGAAGAACCUGGCGGACUACCUUCGGAGCAGGACCCCGUACCACGUGAACCUGCUGCUGGCGGGCUACGACCAGGCCGACGGCCCCGCCCUCUUCUACAUGGACCACCUGUCGGCCCUGGCCAAGGCCCCCUUUGCGGCCCACGGCUACGGCGCCUUCCUCACCCUCUCCAUCCUGGAUCGCUACUACAAGCCAGAUUUGACGCGUGAGGACGGUAUUGCACUGCUGCAGAAAUGCAUCCAAGAGCUCAACAAGCGCUUCAUCCUCAACCUGCCCUCGUUCAACGUGCGGGUGAUUGACAAGGAGGGCGUCCAUGACCUGGAGAAGGUCCGUGUGAUCCCCCAGUGACGGCCGCGUCUCCUCCAACACCCCCCCCCUCUGUCUUUUGUUUUUUUUUAUCCACUUUGUACGUUGACCCGCCUACUUUUUAUGUUCCAAUAAAAAGUGACACGCUGUUG